AUGCCGUCGCGCGGCGCGGACACUGCGACGAUGAUCGAUCAGAUCGGUGCCGACCUGUCGCUGUCGCCGUCGGGCUCGAGUCCUUCCACGAACCCCAUGCAGGGUUUCGGUGGGCGCGACAGUCCCGCCACGCGCGUCGCAUCUCGCACGUCCCACCCCGCGCGCGCGAUGCUCGGCGCCGGCGCGUUCCUCGCCCCCGGGGCCUCGCCCCUCGCGCGUCCCUCCGACGCCGGCCGCGGCGGCGCGCGUCGCGCCGCCGCGAUGCGCGUCGUCGCGAAGGGCCAGAGAGGCGUCCGGAGGGUUCGACAGGCCAACUUCGCGGAGGAGUUCGCCCCCGGGUCCGUCCUCGGAAAGAUGAUGAACCUUCGCCUCAACAAGAUCAACUGGGAGGUGAUGAGCGACGCCGCGGACAAGCUCGACGGCGAGCUCUCGUCGCAGGCCAUCUUGGGCUUGGUGCGCGCGGAGGUCGCGAUGCGCGGGAUCGACGCCCUCAAGGAAGAAAACCGCGGGUACAAGGAGUACAUCCUCCUUCGCUCGCUGGGACUGAAAGCGUGGUUCACGAUGGCGACGUCGCGCGCGGGGAUUCACGACCCGCGGACGCGAUGCGCGGUCGGCAAGGCGCUGUCGUCCCCGGACGGGGAGUACAACAUCUAUCGACGCAUCUUCGCGCACGCGCCGCUCGCCGCGGCGGGCGAUUGGGACGGCUUCGCCGACGGCCUCGCGAGCGACGCGAAAGCCGUCGCGGAGGCGCUCACCGCGUCCGACCUGAACACGACGAAGGUGCGAUACGACGCGAGCGUGACGGAGACGCACUUCGCGUGGAUGGGGGACGAGGUGAAGCGCGUGGAGGAGGCGAUGCGGCGCGCGGAGGUUGGGGACGCGCCCGUCGUCGUCGCCGCGCGCGCGCCGUGGGUCGACCCCGGGGCGUCGCCCGUCGGCGCCGCGGGGGGUGCCGACUCGAGCGCGGGGGGUGCCGACUCGAGCGCGGGGGGUGCCGACGCGGCCGCCGCCGCCGACGCCGAGGAGGACUCCGUCGAGUCCAUGUUCGGAAAGAAGAAGAAGAAGAAGAAGAAGGGCGGGCUCGGCGCGGCGGUUUCCGCGGUUUCCGCGGUUUCCGCGGCGGCGUCCGCCGCGGGGUCGACCGGCGCGCCCGCCUCCCUGGACCAGAUCCUCGGCGGCCUCGUGAAGAAACAGCAGGAGCCGACGUUCCCAGAGCUCGAGGCCUGGUGCGUCGGCAGCUCCCAGGCGACCGCGUCCGAGGCGGCGGCGUGCGCGGCGUCCAUCGCGCUCGCCGCGCCUGAGAACGCCACCGUCGUCGCGCCGUCGUCGCUCGUCGCGUCGUGCCUCGCGUUCGACACGAAAUCCCUGGGACGUAACCGCCGCGUCGUGUCCGUUACCGAGGCUGCGAGCGACGCGUUGACGUUCGAGGACGGCGAGGACGGCGUGUGCGUGUGCAUCGUGUUCGAUCCCCCGGCCGUCGGCGGUUUUGGCGGAGAGGACGCCGCGUUGGCGCGGACGGUGGCGAAGGCGAAGGCGGCUGGUGCGCCGUGCGUCCUGGCCGCGGUGACGCUCGUGGGCGGCGGCGCGUGCGAGCGCGGGGGCGGGACCGCGGGCGCGGACGCCGCGGGGGAAGCCGCGGAGGCGCGGGUGAUGACGCGCGCGGGGUUGUAG
Messenger RNA from Micromonas pusilla CCMP1545, 1671 nucleotides. RefSeq lists its product as uncharacterized. The transcript has a single exon. The coding region runs from base 1 to 1671 and encodes 556 amino acids. NCBI's taxonomy places the organism in Eukaryota, Viridiplantae, Chlorophyta, Mamiellophyceae, Mamiellales, Mamiellaceae. The record is from RefSeq and is a predicted model, not a curated record.